Messenger RNA from Sclerotinia sclerotiorum 1980 UF-70, 972 nucleotides. RefSeq lists its product as hypothetical. NCBI's taxonomy places the organism in Eukaryota, Fungi, Ascomycota, Leotiomycetes, Helotiales, Sclerotiniaceae. The coding region runs from base 1 to 972 and encodes 323 amino acids. Gene Ontology annotation, cellular component: cytoplasm. The transcript has a single exon. Gene Ontology annotation, biological process: signal transduction. The record is from RefSeq and is a predicted model, not a curated record.
AUGGCGUCCUCAGAGGUUGACACAAAGUUCCUAGGACAAUUCGCAAAGAAUAUACAACUUGAUCAUCCACUCCUCGCGCAAAACCUCUUUCAGAUUUUGGGAAAUCUCACAAUGCUUUCAAAAAUGGUUGUGAAAGCGCGAAAGCUCAGGCGUCUUGAUACGACCCGUGAUACCAAAUCUGUCGAGCUGUAUACGAGAAUUGUGUGGUAUGCGAAAGAAGGAUUAAAAAUUCUAGAGCAAUUCGUUUUACCUCUAGUGGCAGGUUUUGGAGAGUUAAAGGUCUUGAUUUAUAAGUUGAGAGCUAGCUAUUAUCAUCUUUACGUUCUCUUCCACAACACUCCUGCUAUUACCCUUCGAACUUCAAAAAUAUCUACACCACCUGGUUUGGCCUCUCCACGUCAUAGAGAUAAAGGCAGAGGUGUCGAUACAAUCCUAAUAUCCGAUUCGCACCGUCCAUCUAGCGUCCAACCGACACAUCCACUCGAAGGUGGACCCGUAGGAGGACCUCCCGGUCUCGCCAUCCCUCCACCCGAUGUCGUAGGUAGUUUCCUCAUUCCCGCCCUCGAUUAUCGACCUUUCGCAACUCAAUGUUUUGAAGAGGCCUCCGCACUCGCCGACCGUCAACUUUGGGGAUCUCACCCCCUUCGUCUCUCGGUAAAAGUCGAAUACACAGCUUUUAUAUAUGAUUGUUUAGAUCAAGCCCAUCGAUCGCGAGAAUUGGCCAAGAAAACUAUUGGCGAGGUCUAUAAUGCGGAUGAGGGGAUGGACGAUGAUAUGUUUGAGGAUGCUGCGGAGCUAGUGAGUAUUUUGGGGAAGAUGGUGAAGAGGGGGUUGGGAGCGGGGACUGCGAGUGGGGGGGCUAGUACGGUGGGUGCGAGCUCGGAUGGAAAGUCAAAGGGGAGGAGUCCGGAGAUGGAGACUACGCCGAGGUUGGUGGGGGGUGCGUUACCACCUAUGCAUAAUCCUAUUUGA